AUGCGUUUGGCUGAUGCGCGAAGGGUCGUUCUGUUGAAUUACAAUUCUGAUACAAAACACAUCGAUUUCAGGCAUUACAGCAUCGGAGUGAAGCCUGUUGGUAUAAGCAAAAGUGUUAGGCGGGUGGUUACAGAUCACAUACCAGAUUUACAUAAUUAUGAGGACAUUAGUGAAUAUGUGUUAAGGGAGAGGCGCGUAUCGGAUAGCGAAGCGGAGAGUAGUGCGGGGGAGACUGUCACACUAGCACAGGAUUUUAUUGGCAGGGCUAACAAAAAAUUCGACCAGCGCGCAAUAAAAUUAUCUGAGAUAGGACCACGCAUGGAAUUGCAAUUGGUAAAAAUUCAGAAUGGUCUGUGUGAUGGAGAAGUGUUGUACCAUGAAUUUGUGCACAAAACGCCAGAGGAAAUUAAGAAAAUGACGCAAGAACGUGAACGACGAACACAACAAGCUGCCUUGAGGCGUAAAGAGCAAGAGCGAAAUGUUGAACGAAAAAAGUUGGAGAAAGAAGCUCAACGUAUUGCUUCAAUAAAAGAACAGGGAGUCGAUAUAGUUGGAGAUCAACGAUCGACCAACGACGAAGAGGACGAUGUUUUUAACGAGAAUUUGGAUGAAGAGGAUGAUAUAUUAUUUAAAGAUAAUUUUGAUGAAGAAGAUGAUGCAUUGCUUGAUAAGGAUUCUGAUGAAGGUGGAGAUAUGUUAUUUGAAGAAAACUCUGAUGAAAGGGAUGAAAACUUUGAAGAGGAUGGAAAAAGUGAAUCUAGUUCAGAAGAGGAACAUUCUAUUAAACCGAGGAAGCUUUUAAAAUCGCGUAGUAAAGAACGGCAGCCAUUAAAAAAUAGUGUUGAUAAAAUCCUUCGUCAAGAUACAACAAGUGAUUUCGCAAAAAGUAGUAAGAGUAAUUCGCGUCAACAAAAGAAAGAUUCAAUGAGAGACGGGCCAAAGAAGAGCAUAAAAGUAAGCAUG
Molecule: messenger RNA, 963 nt
Organism: Acaulospora colombiana
Lineage: Eukaryota; Fungi; Glomeromycota; Glomeromycetes; Diversisporales; Acaulosporaceae
Source: the annotation of a GenBank genome assembly